Pomacea canaliculata is the source of this 2582-nucleotide messenger RNA. RefSeq lists its product as uncharacterized. The coding region runs from base 280 to 2259 and encodes 659 amino acids. The record is from RefSeq and is a predicted model, not a curated record. Lineage: Eukaryota; Metazoa; Mollusca; Gastropoda; Architaenioglossa; Ampullariidae. The transcript is spliced from 8 exons.
UCUCCUUUUUUACACGGCAUUAUCUGAACUCUAAAUCUGUGAAUACUGAGAGUGUACCAUAACUUUCAUCCUAACAUUUACUGUAAUAUGUCUCUGUACCGUUCAUGCUGUCAAGCACUUCAUCAUUAUCCUACAAAUUCUCAGGACUGCCUAUGUACUCAUUUUGGGACACUAAGAAUAAAGCUAAAUAAAGGAACACUUCUACUGAUCGAAAAGAAAAUAAUACUGUAGAUAGUCAAAGCACACGAGGAUUGCUAUGAAAGCUGUUAAUUGGUGCAGAUGGAGUGUGGACUAGUUUUCAACAAAGGUGGAGAAUCUAGUUUUAGUGAAACCAUGCGUCAACAAGAAAAUGGAUUUAUAAAUAUCAGCUACACUAUCAACCUUACAGAAAGCUUUGUCUUGUCAGACUCGUUUACUUACAUCUAUGAGACUUGUGAAGAUAAUAGUAAACGUCUAAGCUGCACCUUUGAUUGGAGAAAGAACAGUAGCAGUAGAUUUGGGAAGGUCUUUGGUAAAAAGACAGGUGUGAUUUGUUUUGGGGAACAACGAAAUCCAAGUAGCUCUGUGGUCACUUUAGAUAUUCACGUUUCUCAGGUCGCCAUGAGGUCACUCACUGUCAUGAAGCUUUCCCCCGAGGUAGAACACAUACCUCAAAUAACACGGAUAAUACGUGUUGAGGUGCUAUAUCCACCCAACGUCACCAGUCUGACUGUGGAAGGACAAGAGGCUCAUAAUUAUUAUCUCGCUGACAAAGGUAAGGAGGUGAAUGUUUCCUGCUUUUUCAAGCAGGGGAAUCCUCCAUCCUUCUUCCAUCUGCUGGAUAAACAUGGAACUGAACUGAAAUCUUCACAAGAAGGGUUCUUGAGCUACUCUCUUACUGCCCAGUGUGAAGAUGACUGGCCGGUAGUCAGAUGUGAAGGCAACGGGACCCUGCAAAACAGAUCCGUGACAUUCCUCGUCAGGUGCCCUCCUCAGUUUGCUGAAAAGUCCACAGAAAAUGUCAGUCUUACUUUAGGUAAGGCAAAGUUUCGUGUAAAGGCUUAUACAACAGAAGUCACUGGAUGUUUCUUAACUCCAGUGUCUUUAAAAGAUAACACCACUAGGAAAGUGAACUGUGUCCUUAAUGGUCGACCACCUGAUUUGAUUCUAUGGGUUAGCCUACCAAAGGAAAUCAGAAGCUACCAUGAAAACUGGACUCUGGCUCUUUUCAAUGAAGAAGGGUCUUCCACGACAAUAUUUACUGUUAUAGACAGUGGCGAAUCUGAUUUUAGUGAAACUUUACAUCAGCAAGAACAUGGAUUUAUAAAUAUCAGCUAUACCAUCGACCUCACGGCAAUCCCUGUCUCGCCAGACUCGCUUACUUACAUCUAUGAGACUUGUGAAAAUAAUAGAAAAGGACUCAGCUGCACCUUUGAUUGGAGAAAGAACAGUAGCAGCAGAUUUGGGAAGGUGUUUGGUAAAAAGACAGGUGUGAUUUGUAUCGGGGAGCAACGAAACCUGAGAAGAUCUGAAGUGGCUUUCGAUAUUCACAUUUCUCAAAUCGUCACAAGAUCACUUUCUGUCAUGAAGCUUUCCCCCGAGGGAGUAAAGAUGCCCAAAAUAACACGGAUAAUACGUGUCGAUGUGUUGUAUCCACCCAACAUCACCAGUCUCACUGUGGAAGGACAAGAGGCUAAUAACGAGUAUGUCGUUGACAAAGGUAAGGAGGUGAAUGUUUCCUGCUUUUAUAAGCAGGGGAAUCCUCCAGCCAUCAUCCGUCUGGUGGAUAAACAUGGAACUGAACUGAAAUCUUCACACGAAGGAAGCUUGAGCUACUCUCUUACUGCCCAGUGUGAAGAUGACUGGCCGGUAGUCAGAUGUGAAGGCAACGGGACCCUGCAAAAUAAAUCCGUGACAUUCCUCGUCAGGUGCCCUCCACAGUUUUAUGAAACUGCAGAAAUCGUCAAUCCUGCUUUAGGUAUGGCAACGUUCCCUGUCAAGGCUUACAAGACAGCAAUCCUUGGAUGUUUUUUGACACCGAUGUCUUUAAAAAAUAACACCACAACGGAGGCAAACUGUGUGCUCAAUGGCCAACCACCUGACCUCAUCCUAUGGGUUAGGCUCGAGAAGAGUAUCAGCCGUUUCCAUGGAAACUGGACGUUGACUCUUCGCAAUGAAGAAGGUUCCUCCAGCACAACAUUUAGUGUCAUGGACAGUCCAAGUCAUGCUGCAGGUGUCCAGGCCAACAGGGUUUCUUCAGAAAGCAUCAUUAGCAAAUGAGAGACUACAGAUCACACGAUGGACAAGGAAAACAUAAAAUUAUGAUCUGGCUGGUAGGAAAAUCAACACAGAAGAUUAUAAAUAAAAACAUUAAUGUGGAAUAAGUGUUGAAAACAGUCGACUAUAGAAUGUGAUGAUGAUGAUGAUGUAGUUUUGUAACGCGCUAGUAUCCGUAUCACAGAGAUACGCUCAAUGCGCGGGGAACCCAGCAGCCACCAAACUGCAGGGCAAAUGAACAACUUCAAAUAAUGUUAAACAAGUGAAUCUUAAGAUUUUUCUGAAAAGAUGCAAUACUAUCAGACUCCUUAGUCGAGAGGGGAAGC